This is a messenger RNA of Trichophyton verrucosum HKI 0517, 144 nucleotides long. RefSeq lists its product as uncharacterized. The transcript has a single exon. The coding region runs from base 1 to 144 and encodes 47 amino acids. NCBI's taxonomy places the organism in Eukaryota, Fungi, Ascomycota, Eurotiomycetes, Onygenales, Arthrodermataceae. The record is from RefSeq and is a predicted model, not a curated record.
AUGAAGAAGAGGAAGAAGAAGAAGCAAAAAGACGAUAGAGUCAGGAUGGACCACGUCGGCGGUGCAUGCAUGCAUGGACGGGACAGACAGGUCGAGGGAUACGAGUCUUCUCCUGCAAGCGCGGUAUCCGGCGUGGAUGCAUGA